Molecule: messenger RNA, 2320 nt
Organism: Microplitis demolitor
Lineage: Eukaryota; Metazoa; Arthropoda; Insecta; Hymenoptera; Braconidae
Gene: Rbp6
Product: RNA-binding protein Musashi homolog Rbp6
Exons: 16
Coding region: 889-2112 (407 amino acids)
Cellular component (GO): cytoplasm
Molecular function (GO): RNA binding
Source: RefSeq, a predicted model, not a curated record
UCCGAGUACCGGCCGCCGCCCGUCAUCAGUCGCCGUACCGCGCAGCCACGUAACCUCUACCUUCUUAGUUUUUAGUAGUCAGUAGUAGGGCACCCGCCGGUUUCACUUGUCUAGCAAUAACAAUUGUCUGUGCUUGUGUCCACAUAUAAUAACAUCCUGUGGAAUUAUAACAAUAAUAUCAAUAUUCAUCAUCAUCGUAAUAUUGUUUACUCCGAUAUACAUAUAUCUAUAUAUAUAUACAUAUAUAUACAUAUAUACAUAUAUAUAUACUACUCCGAUUUGUCGUCGGUUGCUACUACUGGUGGUGCUACUUUGGAGUUUAAAAAAAAUAAAUAAUUUGCCAGGAGCCAAUUGCACAGGAUAAAGAGAACUGAUCCUGAUACUGGUGCUGCUACGUAACUGGCGGGAUUGUAAUUGAUAUUUGUAAAUUGUGGACGCACACGGCGCGGACACGCGGGCCCUCGUUAACUCCUGCAGCAGACGCGCGCGCGCCGUGCUGUCGUCUGUCUCAGAGACUUAAACGAACUGAUUAACUAAUUAAUUGAUUGAUCGAUUGAUAUAUUAACUGAAUAAAUAGACAUUUAUAUUAAAUAAUAAUACGAUAAGUGAUUUGGUGGUGACUUGACGUCAAACCUCUUGGAGACAGACCCGGUGUCCAGGGAGUUGAGGGCGAUUCUGACGACUACGAGGACGAGAGCGUAACUCGUCGCGGCGGCUGCACGAGAGCAGGACAGGCGCACGCGAAUAGUCAGACUAGAGUCAAACAACAACAACAACAAUAACAAUAACCCAAGAGCAUUAGAUUGUGUGCCAAGGGUUCAAGGAUUCAAUAAGAAAUACUGUUGAUUAAUAAAUCGUAACAAGUGUUAUUGUAGAGAGGAUUUAAUUAUGGAGCAGCAGAGUCAAGAAAUAGUUGCAAGCGGAUCCAUGGCCGAGGUGCCCAACGAUCCAGGGAAAAUGUUCAUCGGUGGUCUCUCAUGGCAGACCAGUCCAGAGAGCCUGAGGGAGUAUUUUACCAAGUAUGGAGACAUCACAGAGGUUAUGGUGAUGAAGGAUCCAACCACACGUCGAUCAAGAGGUUUCGGAUUCAUCACGUUCGCAGAUCCAUCUAGCGUAGACAAAGUAUUAGCCCAGGGAAACCACGAGUUGGACGGCAAAAAGAUCGAUCCGAAAGUCGCGUUUCCGAGGAGGACACAUCCAAAGAUGGUGACAAGGACAAAGAAGAUAUUCGUCGGCGGACUGUCAGCGCCAACGACGCUGGAGGACGUCAAAAACUACUUCGAACAGUUUGGUCCGAUUGAGGACGCCAUGCUGAUGUUCGACAAGCAAACCAGCAGGCACAGAGGUUUUGGCUUCGUCACAUUUCAAAGCGAGGAUGUAGUCGACAAAGUAUGUGAAAUUCACUUCCACGAGAUCAACAACAAAAUGGUCGAGUGCAAGAAAGCACAGCCAAAAGAAGUGAUGCUCCCGGCAAAUUUGGCGAAGACGCGAGCGGCCGGCCGAGGUGCGUACGAUUUUAUGUGGUCCCUGGGAGCUCUACCUGAUGGUUUCCCAGCAGCAUAUGCAGCAUACGCAGCAGGCCGUACCUACUCUGGGUAUCCUAGUUUCGGACUACCCUACGCGACGGCAGGAGUGCCGGCGAUUUACUACCACGGGACAGGGGGUGAGAACGUGGGCCGCGUAUACUCGGAGACAAUGCAACAUGUACAACGGAGUGCACUGAGCAAGAAAUUGGAUCUUACCAACGGACAACUCACACCAAACAACAACACGCCUUUGCUAACGCAAGCUCUUUCUGUGAUGAACAACUACCAAGCAGCACAAGCCGGGUUUCAGCCAGCCUCACCACACGGAGCCGGAGGUCACGGCGGGCCCCAGGGCCGGUCAUUUCCUGCGGCCAACUCACCCGGGCCAAUAGACAUGUACAGUUCGAGCGCAGCAGCCGCAGUGGCAGCCGCAGCCGCGGACUCAGCAGUCGCCAGCUACGUACAGGCCGCAGCUAGUCCACAGCCCCCUACAACCGCGUUUCCCGCGAUCGCAGUAUCUCGCGCCCCGCUCAACUACAGUCCCGGUCCUCUGAUACCGGCGGCGUUCACUAAUGGCUACCAUUGAGCCUUGUUAAGACAACAAGAUGGACGAGAGGGCAACGCGCUAUUCCAUCAUUAACGGCACGAGAAAUGUGAACGCCUUGUAAAUUUGUGAGCUGGCUUCUGGACGACUGGAAUAAAUUUUUAUUUAAUUAUACCAUAUAAUUAUAAUUAUCUAUCACUAUAAUUAUUAUUAUUAUUAUUAUUAUUAUUAUUAUUAUUAUUACUAUUAA